Oncorhynchus kisutch (coho salmon) is the source of this 6266-nucleotide messenger RNA. Its product is annotated as ras-related protein Rab-40C. Bases 1638 to 2477 code for a protein of 279 amino acids. Gene Ontology annotation, molecular function: GTP binding; GTPase activity. Gene Ontology annotation, biological process: intracellular signal transduction. The record is from RefSeq and is a predicted model, not a curated record. NCBI's taxonomy places the organism in Eukaryota, Metazoa, Chordata, Actinopteri, Salmoniformes, Salmonidae. The transcript is spliced from 7 exons.
UUUGUUAAGGUUACUUCCGUGUCCUUUGUUUCAACAUUUAUGACGUUACUAGUAUCACUACAUUUCCCCAUUGUUUUUUAUUCCGUUUUUGUUUGAGCCAGUGCUUUAAUCCAUUCUAUUAUCUGAUUAGCAUUGAAGGCAUUCGAUUAAUCAAUCUGUCCAGGACGCCCGAUAAGGCGUGUUUUGCACCGGGUGAAAGUUGAUUGCAUUCGUUUUAGAACCGGGCUGCCUCCCAGGCGUGAGCCAGGUACCCCAUUCAAAGCCCAUGGCGAAAUCGGCUCAAAAACAAAAGUGACAUAAUUAAGCUCGUGGAGUAUUGUGUAUUACUUUUUCAUGUGUUAUGACAUGAAAAAGUGAUAGUUUUGUAAAUAUAAACGCUGUAUAUACCUUCCAAAUGAAAACUAAUUGGAAAAAUUCAAACAUAUAUAUUUUUAUUGGAAAGAGAUGUUUCUGGAAGAUGCACCAUGCUGCCUUGUUGACAACGCGAACCGAGCAGCGCAAGAUUACCGUUCCUCCUUCACCUGCCUUUGCCCGUUUGCGUCACCGGUCACAGGCCAGUACCCAGUAGACCAGUACGAUCAACAUAGUCGAAUCUGCCCCUUUAAUCUCAGUCACUUCCACACUCUCAAUGUGUUGUUGACAGAUUUUAUGAUUGAUUUUUCUGAUAGCCAAUCGUAUCAUUCGGUGCGUAUGUGUAUCCAAUCAGAGGCUGGUAAGGGCGUAGCGGGAACCUCGAGCACCAGACUGUGCAGUGCCUAUCUGUCAGCUACAGUGUGUUAUCGCGAAUAUGAUUGAGCGUGGAAGGAAAAAAACACAUGUAUGAUUUUACAAACUGAGAUUUUCAAAUGAUUUACCGCGGACUUGGACUAAAACCUUACAUCUCAAAGUGUGCUUUGGACCCACGAGAAAAUACGUCAAACUGCAAGUUCUGGAUAGAACCAAGGCAAGGAAAAGGUCGGGAAGUUACGGAUCUUUGUUGUCCGGACAAGAGAGAGGGGCCCGAUUUCAGAGCAGCCAGUCUCGGGUGAAGUUAGCAAGCAAUCGGUACCAAGGAAGCCAGCAUCGUAAACCAGUUAGGAAGAGGAUAGUCCAGUUAUCGACAGGUGUUUGAACCGCUAGCAGUCAGAGAAGUCGGUGGUUAAAUAAAUACCAGUUGCAAAACGGUGUUGAGGUUGGAAGAUCAGACUUCUGCUCGCAGCUUGCUUUCAGCAGUGACGUUAUUUGGACCACCACUGGUACCCUGCCUAAUUCCUGUCCAAGGGACGUUUUGGUUUUGAGCAGCACACCGUACUUCCAACUCCUGCAAGCUGUUUAACCUGGAGGGACUUUAAAAAAUAAUAAUUGUGUCCACUAUUGCUGCCUCAUUCAGACUUGCCAAGCUACAAUGGUGGUCAGGUGUUUUAACCUGUAGCAGAGCCUCAACUCCACCUCGACACACAACAGUGGGCCGUAGGGCUAAUCAACAAUUCUCAACUGGAGGACCACACAGUCUCUUGACUCCUCUAACUUCUCUGCUGGAAUAGACUAUACCAGUUUCCCCCCCCUCUCCAGCCCCUAUCCCCCCUUAGCCCCCCUCUGCCUCCAUCCUCUCCCUCUCGUCCCCCAGUGUGUGAGGGGACAGAUGUGAGGAAGGCAGGAUGGGUACCCAGGGCAGCCCGGUGAAGAGUUAUGACUACCUGUUGAAGUUCCUCCUGGUCGGGGACAGCGAUGUGGGGAAAGGGGAGAUACUAGACAGCCUACAGGAUGGAUCGGCAGAGUCUCCGUACGCGUACAGCAGUGGCAUCGACUACAAGACCACCACUAUUCUGCUGGAUGGGAGGAGAGUGAAACUGGAGCUGUGGGACACGUCAGGACAGGGGAGGUUCUGCACCAUCUUCAGGUCCUACUCCAGAGGGGCUCAGGGGAUCCUGCUGGUGUAUGACAUCGCAAACCGCUGGUCGUUCGAAGGCAUCGACCGCUGGAUACGAGAGAUUGACGAGCAUGCCCCGGGUGUACCUCGUAUCCUGGUAGGCAACCGGCUCCACCUGGCGUUCAAGCGCCAGGUUCCUACGGAGCAGGCCCGGGCGUACGCGGAGAAGAACGGCAUGACCUUCUUUGAGGUCAGCCCGCUCUGCAACUUCAACGUCAUCGAGUCGUUCACAGAGCUGUCUCGCAUCGUACUGAUGAGGCACGGCAUGGAGAAGUUCUGGAAGCCCAACAGAGUGUUCACUCUCCAGGACCUGUGCUGCAGAGCGAUUGUCUCCUGCACGCCCGUCCACCUGAUCGACAAGCUGCCGUUGCCCGUGGCGAUAAAGUCCCACCUCAAGUCCUUCUCUAUGGCCAAUGGGAUGAACGCAGUGAUGAUGCACGGACGGUCCUAUUCGCUGGCCAACGCGGCGGGCGGGUCUAAAGGGAACAGUCUGAAGCGUUCUAAAUCUAUCAAACCCCCCCAGAGCCCCCCACAGAACUGCACACGCAACAACUGUAAAAUCUCCUAGUGAUAGACCCUGUCUGGGGGAGGGGGGAGACUGACACCCUAAACACACUGAAACAGACCCUGUCCCUUCCACUGAGGGGAGGAUGUGUAGAGCCUGUGGGGAGAACCAAGUCUGAGACCUAACCUACACCCCGAAGGGAGGGGAUACCCUGAAACAGACCUAGCCCUUACCCCAUACCCUAACCCUGGGGGAGGAGAUACCCUGGGUGAGGAGGGUGAUGAAACCUAGUGUAGGAGGAGGGAGGUGUGUGUGCACAGACUUGAGGAGACCCGACCAGACAUUUCUGGUCAACCCUCGUCCAUAGGAGGGGUUGUGCUGGAGUUGUAAUACACCCAGAAUACAUCCAGAAUACACCCAGAAUACAUCCACACCCAGAAUACAUCCACACCCAGAAUACAUCCACACCCAGAAUACACCCAGAAUACAUCCACAUCCAGAAUAUACCCAGAAUACACCCAGAAUACAUCCAGAAUAUACCCAGAAUACAUCCAGAAUACACCCAGAAUACACCCAGAAUACACCAGAAUACAUCCAGAAUAUACCCAGAAUACAUCCAUCCACGUCCAGAAUACACCCAGAAUACACCCAGAAUAUACCCAGAAUACAUCCAGAAUACACCCAGAAUACAUCCAUCCACAUCCAGAAUACAUCCAUCCACAUCCAGAAUACAUCCAUCCACAUCCAGAACACAUCCACACAACCCUACUGAGUUCUAGUGUUUUCCCCUCUCUUCUUCCCUCCCUUUCUCUCUCUGUUGAUCAGAGUGUUGCCUCCUGCUGUCCCAUGAUUCAUAUGUUAAAUAAUCGAUGUUCUCUUCAUGGAUCUCUGCCUGCUCUCCUUCUUUCCUUCCUUCCUCUCUCCAUCUCCUUCACUCUGCCUGCUUUCUCUCCUCACUCUGCCUGCUCUCUCUCUCUCCAUCUCCCUCACUCUGCCUGCUUUCUCUCCUCACUCUGCCUGCUCUCUCUCCCUACAUCUCCCUCACUCUGCCUGCUCUCUCUCCCUACAUCUCUCUCUCCCUCUCUUCCACUUUACAUCUAUCCAUCUCCCUCACUUUCCAUUCUCUCGCACUCCCUUCCUCUUUACCUCCCAUCUCCCUCCCUCCUUGUUCUUUGCCUCCCAUCUCCCCUCCCUCCCUCCUCUUCUCCCCAGAGUCAUCUAGUCUGCCUGCCAGUUUUCCUCUCCUUCCUUCCUUUCUCUCUCUCCUCUUUUCCUUUCUCUCCUCUUUUCCUUUCUCUCCUCCUUUCCUUCCUUCCUUUCUCUUGCGCCUCCUCUCCUCUCUGCACCAGUUUCCAGUGCAGCCAGUGAACCGUCACCCUAUUCCCUACAUAGGCUCUGGUCUAAAGUAGGACACUAUGUAGGGAAUAGGGUGCCAGGGCCCAUAGAGCUCUGGUCUAAAGUAGUGCACUAUAUAGGGAAUAGGGUGCCAGGGCCCAUAGAGCUCUGGUCUAAAGUAGUGCACUAUGUAGGGAAUAGGGUGCCAGGGCCCAUAGAGCUCUGGUCUAAAGUAGUGCACUAUGUAGGGAAUAGGGUGCCAUAGGGCUCUGGUCUAAAGUAGUGCACUAUGUAGGGAAUAGGGUGCCAUUUAGGACGUAGUCCCAGACUCACCCAAUGAAGCCUGGUUGUCAGGCUGAGUGGUGUUCUCUUCUCACUGCGGGGCGGCCAUAUUGUUUUCCUACACAGACAGUCAGCGACGUGAGCGUGGAGCCCCAUAGUUUCUCCUAUUCAGGGAAAUCUCCUGGCACUCAAAGCUAUUUUUCUCCCUUAUUGUUCUGUGUUUUACUGAACUGUCCCUCUGGUCUCAGAGAGACGAGUUUCUCUCUGAGUAUCAACCACUAGAAGGACAGACUCUUCUAUGUAUGUAUGGACGGCCUUUUCUCAUUUGGGAAAAAGGCUGUCCUCUCUUCUGCGUGAUCCGGAAACCGAUAAGUGGUCGAGUGGUGCCAAAUAGUUAGUAGACGAACGGAAGAGGCUCCUCCCCUCCUUCGAUAGCCAAUUAGUUUGUAGACGAACGGAAGAGGCUCCUCCCCUCCUCGAUAGCCACCUUUCAUGGAAGAUGGUCAUGUGGAUCCUACCUGAGUCCUUCACGGAAAGACUCUUGAAAAUGUAAAUUUUUUUAUAAUUAAUUAAUCACGUUACACAUUUAUUGGGGAUUCCACCCUGUCAACAUAAUUUGCCUGAUGAUGCGUAAGUGGAGAGGAGUCUUAAUUUUAUACAGGUAGCAUUUUCACCCACGUUCCCUUUUCACCCACGUUCCCUUCUCGCCCACGUUCCCUUCUCGCCCACGUUCCCUUCUCGCCCACGUUCCCUUCUCGCCCACGUUCCCUUCUCGCCGCCUCUCCUCGAUUACCUUCUAACCUUGUUCCAAAAGGAGGCGAUAGAGGAUGGAGGGAGAGAGGGACGCCGGAGUUGAGUAAAACGUAACGGAGAAAAGGACUUUGUUUUUUGUAGUUUGUAUGCAACAGUCGCCUCAAAAGUCCAGUAAUUUAUGAAUUAUGUUUUGUGUAGUUUGUAUGCAACAGUUGCCUCCAUCGCCUCAAAAGUCCAGUAAUUUUAUGAAUGAAGAAAAUAGGACGUUAACUCUUGUCUGCUUUUUAUAAAGAAGCUUCUUCCCCCGACAGCCUUUUUCCAGGCCUCCCUCUGUGAGGUUUUCCUGGUCAGGUCACGAGGUCAGGGAAAACCUCUCGGUCUGGUAAUAUGAAAAGGUUGUCAUGCUGUUCUUUGGCCAGGACAGAAGCAUAGGAUGUAUCCCAAAUGGCACCCUAGUCACUAUGGCACCCUGGUCGAAAGUAGUGCACUACCUAGGGAAUAGGGUGCCAGUAGAGUCCUAAUAGUGAUCUGGUUGGUUGUAGACUGUAAAAAGGAGGGAAGAGGUGUUUUGGUUCUUGGGCAGCACGUCAUAAUAUGGACCCCACUACCUUCGACAUGUAGAGAAGACAAGCUUUUCAACAAAACCUUUUUGUCGUUCAUUUGAAAACGUUUUUGUCAUUGUAAUGUGUUUUAUUAUGACACCAGCCUUUGAUGUUGACCUUUAUAAUAUUAUAACCUUUAUAAAAGUCGGACUUCAGGAAGGCCUCAAAUUACACCCUAUUCUUCAAAAUAAGUGCAGUACUUCUUAAAAUAAGUGCCCUAAUAAAUGGGGGAAUAAGGGUGUAAUUUGGAAACAAGAGAUAUUAUAUUUUUUUUUCCUUCUCAAAUGAUUUCUCUAGAUAGGAUUAAUGUUAUUAUUAUGAUGGACUGUUUAAAGAAAAAGAAAAAGUUGGCAAAGAAUGAUGGGAGAUGGAGUUUUGUGAUCAUGUCAGGAGAAGGGCCCCGUUUGGGGGAUGUCCCUGAUGUUGCCUGAGUUGAGGUUGUUAAACGUGCGUCCCAAUUGGCACCCUAUUCCUUAUAUAGUGCACUGCUUUUGAACAGAGCAGUGCUCUUGAUAGGAAAUAGGCGGCCAUUUUGGACUAAGGGAAGAGGAAUGAUGGUGAACACAACAUGUAAACACUAUGGGUGUGUCCUAAAAGAGCACUUUUAUUACCUAUGUAGUGCAUAUGCCAUUGGGCCCUGGACAAAAGUAGUGCACUACAUAGGGUGCGAUUUGGGAUGCAUUCCUAUUUUCCUUUGGUUGUAGCUGCUGCUGGGUCAUUUAAACAAGGAGUGUGUGAUCGAACGAGCGCAAGAGUGUGUUCUUAAUUAUUAUUUUUUAAACAAGCCGAAACAUGUUUUUAAAUGAUUGAUUGUACAGUUUUAGGCUAGGGUAUGAAAAGCAGAGACAUUUUUCACAAUAAAAACUGUUCUUUAACGUUG